This is a messenger RNA of Exophiala mesophila, 988 nucleotides long. RefSeq lists its product as uncharacterized. The record is from RefSeq and is a predicted model, not a curated record. The transcript has 2 exons. Gene Ontology annotation, molecular function: ubiquitin binding. NCBI's taxonomy places the organism in Eukaryota, Fungi, Ascomycota, Eurotiomycetes, Chaetothyriales, Herpotrichiellaceae. Bases 171 to 776 code for a protein of 201 amino acids.
UGACAACCAUGAGUUGAACAUUGCAAUACUCAUGAUCCCGUGCGCCGAUAUAAUCCAGGCAACCGAAUUUAUCUUGGACCGACCGCUAUCUCUCUUCCACCGCCUUAUCCCCAGGCUACCACCCACCAAAGACGGGCUGAAUCUUGCCUGCGCAUUGCGGAGUAAACGAUAUGUCUUCGACCAUGGAGGAAGAAGCAACGAUAUCAAUACCAUCUCUAGCCUUCGUCGCAGUUCUAGGCUUUUUUAUAUACCGCUAUUUCUUCUCCGCGCCGCGGACCGGAGGGGAUAGAUCGGCGGCAUCAUCGUCACGCACCAACGGACUUCGAUUCACGCCAGCCCAAGUCGAUCAAAUAGCUCAAAUGUUCCCACAACUCAGCCGGCGAGACAUUAUGUGGGAUCUCCAUCGGAAUAGAGGCAGUGUACAGGCCACAACAGAACGAGUGUUGACAGGACGGGGGCUGGACCCGGCCCCACCUUCAUUUCAGCCGCCGCCACAGUUUACGGCGCCGUCGUCAGAGCCCGCCACUGCAUCAAUAGCGACAUCUUCUUCGACGACUAUUCCACUUCCUCCGGAUCUCAUCUCGAGAUAUAACCUUCAAGCCAAGAUCAAUUCAAAGGGCAAGGAGAGAGAGGAGGAGGAUCCGCCGCCGGGCUGGGCCAGCAGCAAGGAGGCAAGACAGAAGAUGCUGCAACAGCGAAGAGAGGAAAUGAUUCUCGCAGCGCGAAGGAAACUGCAGGAAAAGGAUCAGGCCUCGGAACCUGCACCUCUGAAUUAAAUCAAUGACAGCCUGGCGAUCAAUGGACUUCAAGGCUGGCAUUCGCGUUCAUUGCGCGGCGCAAACACUUGAGCGAGCGAACAAGUAAAGUAGGAAAGCAGGAACACGGACAGUCCAGAUGUGCAAGCAGGUAUAUAAUUUUUAUUUUCCCUCUCCCAAUUCGAAAGCAUCAUUCCAUGCAUGGCAUGAAGCCACGACGGAUGAGAUUCCAG